Molecule: messenger RNA, 4426 nt
Organism: Drosophila grimshawi
Lineage: Eukaryota; Metazoa; Arthropoda; Insecta; Diptera; Drosophilidae
Gene: timeout
Product: protein timeless homolog
Biological process (GO): DNA replication checkpoint signaling; DNA repair; replication fork arrest
Cellular component (GO): replication fork protection complex
Molecular function (GO): DNA binding
Source: RefSeq, a predicted model, not a curated record
UUACAACUGAGUGGCAAAGUGCGAAUUGUCGCUUUACUAAUAUGUCUGUGCUACUGGCAGACAUUGAUGCCACUUGCGCCGCGCUGGGCGUAAGCGAUGGCAAACGCUACCAAGCAGAGCCCGACGCAGCAGAAGGCUUAAAGCAUUUGAUUUGGAUAUUGCGACGCGAUGUGGAUAAUCACGAGUAUCGACGCCACUUGGGCCGUUCCAAGGUGCUGCAAACGGAUCUGGUUUAUAUGCUGCCCGACUACGUGGAGCACGAGGAGCUGGCAGAUUUGCUCAUCCGUCUGUUGGUGAUAUUAACAAAUCCCACGCUGUUGCUGUAUCGCGACGGGCCACCCAACGACAAUCAUGGAAGAAAGGUCUUUCUCGAACUGAUUGACAUAUUACAGGGCUAUAAAGCAGCCUUUGCCAAGGACAAAAUCUGGACGGCCCUGUUCGAGAAACUCAAGCAGUCUCUGGAAACUGCAUUUGCCAUACGCAGCGAGGAGCAAAAUUUACUGAUUGAACGCAUCCUGGUCCUGGUCCGAAAUGUCCUUCAAGUGCCAGCCAAUCCGGAGGCCGAGUGCCGUGCAGACAACGAUGCCAGUCUACAUGAUCAGGUCAUUUGGGCUCUACAUCAAACCGGCAUGUUGGAUCUGGUCCUCUUUAUUGUCUCCUCGCCGGAUGAGGAGCAAUUUCAUUUGCAUGGACUAGAAAUCAUUUGUCUAUUGUUUCGCGAGCAGAGCGCCGAAUCCCUGGCAGAUGCUUCACUGCAGCGCAGUCUCAGCGAGAAGCAGCGCGAUCAGCAGGAACUCCUUGCCGCCCGUCGCCGGGAGAAUGCGCGUCGUCAGGCGCGUCCGCCACCGGGGCGACACUCACGCUUUGGCGGCACGUAUGUCAUACGCAACAUGAAGUCUGUGUCGGAUCGGGACAUCAUCUGCCAUCAGCCGCUACAGCGCGUGUCGGCGAUCGAUUUCGAUCGGGAGAAGCAGGCGCAGAAACGUUCGCAUCGCCACAUCAAGGAGGAGGCGCAGGUGACGCGACGCAGCGCAUUCACCGUUAGAUUGUGCCUGCGCGAAUAUUGCAUUGAGGUGCUGCGCUCCGCUUACAAUACGCUGGUGCGGCAAGUGCGGAGGGUGCUGGAGCGGAAUGCCGGCUCGUCGAGUCACGAUGACUCUUAUCUGUUGUGGGCCAUACGAUUUUUCAUGGAGUUCAAUCGCUUGAGUGGUCUACAAUUGCAGCUUGUCAGCGAAUCGCUGAGCGUGCAAUGUUUCCACUGGGUUCUGACGCGCAUGCAACACGACAUGGACAUGAUUCAGUGCGACAAGAAGCAGGCGCGUCUCUGGGCCAAGCGCCUUCAUGUGGCCCUCCUGACAUUCCGGGAAUUGCUGCAGAGUCUGCUUGGGCUACAGAAGCUGAAGGAUGACGAUAACGCCCGUGGCCUGUUUGAUAUGUUAUUAAACAAUGUGUGCUAUGUGCUGGAGUAUCGGGAGACAAUACUGCAUUUGUUAAUGAACUACAAUGAGGGGCACAGCACAAAGGUCUUUCUGCGCGACGUUGUGGAAACGGCCAAUGUUUUUAUAAAAAUGAUGGAACGCUUCUGUCAGGAUGCAGUCCUUGUCCAGGACAAGCGGAGAGGAGGGGGUGGCAAGCGCAAGAAGCAACAUCCGGCUACCAAGUCCAAGCAGCCGCCGGCUGCCGCACAGCCAUCGGAGGAGGAACUUUCCAGAAAAUGGGCUGAAAUGGCAUCGGAGGUCAGUCUGCUACUUGCCACAGAUCUGGAGUUACCGGAGCAUGAAAGACCCUUGCCAUUUGAUGCUGCCUUGGAAAAGUCCAUUGAGGAUCAACGCGAGGACUGCAUGAUGCGCUUAAAUAAAUUGCUGCGCAGCGGUAAACUGGAGCAGGCGAUUGUCCUGCUGCGCUCUGCCAGGGAAGUUUGGCCAGAGGAGGAUGUUUUUGGCUCGUAUACCGCUGCACCAGAAGAUGAAUGGCUGCUGUUGCGUGAGAUUUUCAUGCACAACAUUACAACAGUUGAAACCGCAGAAGAGGCGAAUGUCGAUGGUAAUCAGGAUGUAGAUGCAGAUGAGGAUGAGGAGGAGCUUGAUGAGCCAGAUAAUGGACUCACAGAGAAAACAUUCAAAUUUGACGAUUUCGCUCGCAGAUUGCUGCAUCCAAAAAUUGUGCACGCCUGCACCCUGGUACUGACCGACUGGACAAGGAUACCGACGACGGCGCUGAAAGCGGCUGUUACCAUCCUGCAUCGCAUUGCCUACGGCUGCUCCUGUCCAGGCAUGCUAUACCAGGCCAAGCUGUUUCGCAUCUUUCAACAAGUCUUCGCCGUGGAACGUGAUGCCCAUCAGGAGGAGCUGCGCCGCCUGGGCAUCUAUGUGCUGCGCAAAUUUGUCGAAGUGGCACCAACUAAUCCAAAAAUCUAUGCAGAGUUAUUAUUUUACAAAGGCAUACGAGAGGCCAACGAGCUGGAGACGGGCUAUUGUGAUGCCUACGAAACCGGCACCAAGGGCGCCUGGACCGAGGAACAGGAGGUGGAGCUGCGUUUCCUCUUCGAGGAGAAUCAACGGAAUCCCGAAACCGAUAAGGAUGUGAUUGAUUGGAUUCUAGAAAAUUUGGUAGACAAGACACGCACUCGACGCGGCAUUCUAAAAAAACUAAAGGAAAUGAGUCUGCUCUUCAAAGCGCCAACGAAGCGCUCCACCAAAGCGGCCCUGGGUGGCAAGAACCUGUGGCCGCCGGAAGAGGAUGAGGAGCUAAGCAGCUUAUAUGAUCAGCAUCGCUUGGAACCGGAUUGCCUGGAGCGCAUUGUGCGUGAGUUUGAGGCGCGUCGCAACAAGCAGCAGAUUAUCAAGCGAAUGCUGCAGCCAUUUAUAGCCGACAAAUCAGAGAUUCUACCCGCCAAGCAGACGAAGGGCGGACGCAAACACUCCAAAGGACAGCAGGAGCAGAACAGCAACAGCGAGAACGAGGAUGACGACUACAUGGAGGAGCCGACAUUUGGGAAGGCGGUGGUGCCUAGGCAACCAUCCACCAAAGUCAAAGCAAAGCCCAAGCAGCGCGUUCGAACACCUUUAGAUGUGGGCACAGUGCGUGGCUUAAUUUCACAGGUGGAUGCCGAAGUGUAUCAGGAAGCAUUUGACUGGCUAAGGGAGAGUCUCGAGGAUGCCAGCGAGGAUUUCGAUGCGGCUGACGGGAAUAAUGAUGAUGAUGAUGAUGGGGUCCCGUUGCUGCCACUGCUCGAUAUACAAAAGGAUGCCAUGGAGCUGGGUGACUUUCAAAAGGUUCUCGUCGCUCUGGGCAUGCAACCGCCCAUUGUGGGCAUGGAGAGCUAUUGGCGUAUUCCAGGCUAUCUGAAUGCAGCCGAUCUUAAGCUGCGAGCCAAAAUUGUAGCCGGUGAACAAGUGGAACAAGACAAUGACAGCGAUGAGGAACCCCAACCAGCUGCUGAUGAUGAUGAUGACGACGAAGAGGAGGACUAUCUGGAUAAGCGCAGUAGGCAGCGUCUGGACGCUACAGCUGUGAAUAUAACGAAACAGCAGCAGCUCAAACUGGAUAGCCUCAUGUACAGCAAAAGCGACGACGACGACGAGGCGGCAGAGCACCGUGCAGCGCCCACAAAAGCCAAAGGAAAGCGUUCGCGCAACACCAAAGCCAGACAGAAAAUGGAGGAGCACGAAAUCAAUGAAAUAGCGCACAAAUUGGCGCGGAAAAAACGACAGCCUGAUGUGUCCAGCGAGGAGUCGGCUGGAGAGAUGGAGGAGCAGCAGCAGUCUAGCAAGCUCAAUACAGAUGAUUUAUUUGAACAAUUGAAAGCCAAGCGUGCCACUAAAAUCAAAUUAAAGGAUAUGGUUGAGAGUGAAUCAAGCCAAACAGCAGCUGAGCAGGACGAUGAUGAUGCACUCAAUUUCAAUUCGGAAGACUAUCGGGCACGGCUACUGGAGCUUGAGGAGCAGGAGCAGGAGGAACAGGCAGCUGACGGCGUGUCGCCAAUGGAGCAUGAUAAAGAGAAUGCCACAUUGCUGGCGAAUAACACAAUCAAGGCAGCCUCAUCCACAUCUACAUCGUUGCAUCGCACACGUCGUGCUAAUGUAAUUGACUCGGAUAGCGAUAACGAUGGUGAUGCCGAUGCUGAUGUUGUUGCUGGCGCCAUGGCUGCUUCCAAGGCAAACAAGCGCCCACGCAGCGACAAUGAGCAGGAUGCCGAACGGGAUGAGCCCGAUACCGAUGACGAUGACAAUGCUGAUGAUGACGAGGAUGAGGAUAUCAAUUUUCUGGCACGCAAAAAGCCAGCCGGCACCGAGAAGACGGCCAAGCGACGUCGUCUGGCUGUCAUAGAUGAUGAUGACGACGAUAUAUAAUGAUUAUGAUUUCUAGUAUUUAAUUAGGUUACUGCUCGGAUUUUGCUACUGAAUAAAUGUCACUUUGUAAUUUG